CAGUGGGCAAGGCAACGUGUUGUACUGUCGUUGCAGAAAGAGGGAGAAAGUACAUUUUUCAGUCCCGAGCCUUUCUGUCGUCACCUCGGAAGAGAUCGGUGUCGACAGCGUCAUGCGGGUCCGUGCUGAAGCUAAUACUCACCUUCUGGCUCUACUUCUCGCUACUUCACGCCUUCUACAGUCCACUUUAAGCCCACUAUACCUCUCUUCUCCGCAGCACGCCCCCUGCACGUCCCAAGUAAGGCAUCGCACAAGAUUUGAACUCACUGCGCGAAUUUCCCGCCCGCUUCCCACCGCUAUAUGUACUGGUUCCCGACUCCCAGUAGCUCACUUGACCCAUACGAUGUGCCUUCGAUAGCGUGUACUAUGAUCCCUUCAGCCGCCGUACGUGAGACGUGCAUCGUAUGACCCGUCCCGAUGCUCCGUCCUCAGGCUUGUCACGCACAAGGCGACAGUGCCCGCGAUGGGUGUGCGCGCAUGAACUCCGGACAAAGAACACCAACUCUCCGCUGUCCCGGACCGUUUUGGAGCCAGAGGAGCGUCCAACGACAGGCGCCGAUCAAUCUCUCGGUCCCGAGAGUCUGGAGAUCCAAAUCUACGCAGGCGGAACGACUCUCCGUCCGCCACGGCCCGCCCACGAAGACAAGGACGCUC
Molecule: messenger RNA, 654 nt
Organism: Rhodofomes roseus
Lineage: Eukaryota; Fungi; Basidiomycota; Agaricomycetes; Polyporales; Fomitopsidaceae
Exons: 2
Coding region: 113-358 (81 amino acids)
Source: RefSeq, a predicted model, not a curated record